Molecule: messenger RNA, 3364 nt
Organism: Poecilia reticulata (guppy)
Lineage: Eukaryota; Metazoa; Chordata; Actinopteri; Cyprinodontiformes; Poeciliidae
Gene: uimc1
Product: ubiquitin interaction motif containing 1
Biological process (GO): double-strand break repair; positive regulation of DNA repair
Cellular component (GO): BRCA1-A complex
Molecular function (GO): K63-linked polyubiquitin modification-dependent protein binding; histone binding
Source: RefSeq, a predicted model, not a curated record
GGACUUUGGAUUGGAGCGUGACAUACGUCUUACGUAGACAUCACGUGGUAGCGGGAACAGAAACAAACAUGGCGCCGCGAAAGUGAGAAAAAAAGACCCUGCUGCCUUUCCUGUCAGUCAGCGCUCAGGGUUGGAUGAUCCCACACGCAAAUGCGAGGAAGAGGAAGACACUCUUCAUCACAGUCGUCAGCGACUCAGCAGCAGAGCAGGAUGGCUCUGAGGAAGAAGCUGGCCCAGAACGUUUCCUCUGAUAGCCAACAGGAUGAAAACACCCAGGAGGACAAAGCUUCUACCAACACAGAAAGCAGGGAUGAGCUCUCGUCUUUGCUUCGGUCAACAUCAUUAACACGAGAGAAACACCGAACGGAGAGAAAGAACCACUGCAGACGAAAAGAGAUGACUGAGGAGGAGGAGAUGGACCUGGCGCUACAACUCAGCAAACAGGAAGCCAGCAACACAGAACUGAGACAGCAGCAGGAGGAUGAGAAUGUGAUGAAGGCCAUUCAGGAGAGUAUGGUCAUCCAGACACAACCUGGUCUGACGUCUCCAAAUAAACAUCUGCUUGACGGCGUCCCGCAGAGCACCGGCUCUCGACGAAAACUCUCAUACUCUAACGGGGAGAGGAUGCCAGAGGAGGGUGGCAUGAACUCAGGAGCUGUUGGACCAGGAGAUGAAAUUAUUACUAGGAGAAAAAAGCAGAGAAAACAAGCUGGCAGUCCUCUAAUGAAAAUGCCAGAUUUGUCACAGACUCAGAAAGUUUCCUCUCAGAUUUCUCCCAGUAUCACAGAAUCGUUCUCCGCUCAUCUGGACUCUCCGCAGAGCUCCGACUCAACGGAUAUUGAAGACUUCCAGCUCCAGAUGUCUCCAGUCUUCCCGCUGACUGGCUGCAGAGCGGAGGUUCAUGUCAGUCGCCUCAACCUGGAUCUAGUGGAAACCUGCAAGAGCUCUGGGUUUGUCUUGUGUUCUCAGGACAGUUUGAUUUCCACUCAAAAAUCUGCUCAGCCCAGAAGCCCUGUGUUCCCCCAGAGUAACCCCAUAUUCUGUCCCAAAAGUCCUGUGUUCCCAGGAGAUGACAUGGGCCGUGAAAGACAGCUGGAGCAGAGUCCCACAUUUGUUAAGAGUCCAGUUUUUGGCAGGACUGCUGACUGCUCUAAUCAUCCUGCCUGUGAAAAUACAGAGCUCAGCUUCUCCUCUCAGGAGAGUUCAAAUCCCACUGUGAGGUCUUGCUCCCCCCACAGCCCUGUGUUCCAUAAAAGCCACUCAGGACAGUCUUCACUCCGUAAAGACCCCCACCGAGGACAGGUGGAGCGGAGAGACGAGCGAUCAACAAGCCCCACUGAGCUGCAGAGGACCAACCUGCAGCUCCGAGCUUCUGACUGUGACCAGAGUCCUUCUGGCUGCAGGAAGGACAUAAAGUCUGACGGCUGUCCAACUGCCGAGUGCAAUAGACAUUCGCCGAAAUCAGAAGAGGUGAAUGAAAACUGCGAAGGCUGGACCUCUGGAGAGAAGGAGCUGACAAGCGACAUGACCCUGAUCUGGUCAGAACAGGAGGAGGAUGACGUUACGCCCGUUGGUUCUCCCAGCCCUGUCUUCCCUGAAGAGAAAGCUGCUGUUCCAGCAGACAACCAGUUGGGAUCAUCCCCGAAACACAUAUUGGUGGCUUCCCAAGAACCGUCGGGGCCAGACUCCAGCCUGAAACCCCAGAAAUGUUUGUCACAGCUUCCCACCUCAACCCUGCAGUCCCAUCCUCUGAGCAGACAGGAGGAGGUCCACAGGGCGUCGCCCCAGCGUGGGGAGCCUUCAGACAGACAGACCAUCCACUACUACUGGGGGGUUCCCUUCUGUCCAAGAGGCCUGGAUCCAGAUACGUACACCAAGGUGAUCGUGGCUCAGAUGGAGGUUUAUGAGAAGAGUCUGAAAGAGGCUCAAAGGGGUCUGCUGAGGAAGGCUGAGUGGGGGGAGGCCAUCCAGCCGGAGCCACAGAAGUCUAUGUCUCCUGAAACAUCAUCUGGGUCGCCUCAGCCUUGUGUUUCUCGAAGGAGAGGUCUAAGACUGAGAGGUAGCAAAAGGAGCGAAGCUGCUGAUUUUCUUCCAGAAGAGAGAAAAGAUGAUGGAGAAGAGGAGCAGCAAGAAAAAAAGGAAGAGGGGAGCAAGGAGAGUGAUGAAGUGCAGAUGGAUACUGAUGACUGUGAGGUUUGUCCAGAAACUCAACUGAGUGACAACAACAGCACAAAAGAUCUGAACUUGAAUGUUGAUGCUGAAACACAGCCUUUACAGAAAAAUCCUGAGCUGCCUGAGAUCGAGAUGAUCCUCAGAGGUGAUUCUCCAAUCAGACACGAGUGUCAGGAGCCAGAGCCAAAUUUGAAAACAGACUCAAAAAUGGAGGAAAACGUCUCAAGUUGCGGCGAAGAUGUUGGAGGACAGACUGCACAAAGGGUAAAGAAAGUCAAGAGCAGAAAGGAUCAAGAGGUGGAGAAGAUGGAGGACCGAAGUCUUCAGAGAUCAGAAUGUCCUGUACUGGAAGCAGCCGUUGUCCCUCACAGCCCUGAAGCCUCUGUCGACUGCCCCCUCUGUCAGGGAUCGUUUCCCGCGAGUGAGAUUGAGAUGCAUGCGGCGUACUGUGAUGGAGAGGUGGCCGUGGUCGACCAGAGGAGGCCUGAAAGCCAAGGCUUUCAAGACCCACUGAAACCUCGUAGGAAGAGGAUGAAGACAACAGAGGUUGUGUCAGAGGAAACCACCCAACUCUCUGAUGUUUGCAGGAACCAGGAGAAAUGCUACAUCUGUCAGAAAUCUGUUCUUCUAAGAGAUUACAGCCGACAUACAGAACUCUGCCUUCAGCGUGGGACAGUGAGCAGGAAGGGAAAUCUGUUGUCGGCUCUGGAGAAAACAGAAAGCAGGGACUCAGGUGCUGGACCGUCAGGAUCCAAACCCCAACCUGAAGCAGUUAUUGAUCUGCGGGAUGAUGAGGAUGAGGAAGUUUCAGCGUACAGGAUCAAUAAUUCUCCCAUCAGAUCCUUCACUCCCAUCUCUGAGGCCACCGGAUGCCUUAUUGACUUCAGGAAACAGCAGCGACCCAAGAAGCCAAGUCAAAGACGGAGAUGAUAUCAUAAAGAAGGAGCCAGAACCUUUAACUGUCACCAGGCUGCCAGGGUUGUGAUGGAGCCUUCUUCAAGAUGUUUUAUUUAAAAAAAACAAACUGUCUUUGACUUUGUUGAAACCACUAUUGCUGAUGUCAAACUACCUCCUGCUUUGUAUAAACAUUCCCGUUAUGUUACUGUAGUUCUGCUUUUUAUUUACAUUUAAUGUCUUUUAAUCAAACAAACUCAUCUGCUUCAAAAUAAAGAUUGAUUUUCUCUGAAUAACA